This is a messenger RNA of Coccinella septempunctata (seven-spotted ladybird), 588 nucleotides long. RefSeq lists its product as uncharacterized. NCBI's taxonomy places the organism in Eukaryota, Metazoa, Arthropoda, Insecta, Coleoptera, Coccinellidae. The coding region runs from base 1 to 588 and encodes 195 amino acids. The transcript is spliced from 3 exons. The record is from RefSeq and is a predicted model, not a curated record.
AUGGAUAAGACCCAAUACAAGGAACUAGCGGACACAUUACUACAGGAUGAACAGUACUACAAACAACUUCCCAGAGAUCCCACCACGUCGAUGCAGAAUAGGUGCAACGCAGUGAUCAAGAGUUUGCUCCCUGACAACUACAUCAUAAUUAGUUUGGACGUCAUAUCACUGUUCAACAACAUAUACUUAGACCUUGCGGUUUCAGCAAUAGAGAGUAAAUGGCAACUUAUAAACAACCAUACAUCCAUACCGAAGGAAGAAUUCUUGAACAUAAUCAAUUUCCUGUUCACAUCUAACUAUUUUGUGUUCGAUGGCAUCUUCUACUUACAAAUUCUCGGCUCACCCAUGGGCUCCAACUCCAGCUCCCCAAUUGCAGACAUAGUUAUGGACUUCAUUUUGGACAACGUACUUUCUGAUGUUCCUUUUCACAUCCCCUUCAUCAAGAAAUAUGUGGAUGACAUUAUCUGCGCCGUGCCUGAGGAACAGCGGGCUGUGCAAUACUGCGGAUUCGUGUGGGGCUCUCACCCACCAAAACCCCCUCCUCAACAACGAAGUCGAGGUCUCAGGGACGCUGACCUGUACGACUAA